Limanda limanda (common dab) is the source of this 631-nucleotide messenger RNA. It is a transcript of the gene rflnb, whose product is annotated as refilin B. Gene Ontology annotation, cellular component: actin filament bundle. Gene Ontology annotation, molecular function: filamin binding. The record is from RefSeq and is a predicted model, not a curated record. The transcript is spliced from 3 exons. Gene Ontology annotation, biological process: negative regulation of chondrocyte development; negative regulation of bone mineralization involved in bone maturation; skeletal system morphogenesis. Bases 17 to 631 code for a protein of 204 amino acids. NCBI's taxonomy places the organism in Eukaryota, Metazoa, Chordata, Actinopteri, Pleuronectiformes, Pleuronectidae.
UAACCGUGUCCCGGAGAUGGUCGGCAGGUUGAACUUGCCCCAUGUGUGUGAGGCAGAGCCGCUGGACAUGAGCAGCAGGCCGGAGAGAGGACUCGACAGCCCGGACUCGGGUCUGCCCCCGAGCCCGAGCCCCGGAGCCUGGCUGCUGCUGCCGGGGGGCGCGGAGAAAGCCGGGGGAGCGAGCCCGGUGUCCGAGGACGAGGGACGGGACUCCCUGGUUCCAGUUGAACCAACUGGAUCUUUCCCACAGCUACACCCGCUGUCUUUUGGAGAAGGCAUAGCCCUCGACCCGUUACCGGCAAAGGAAAUAAGAUACGUCUCCUCUGUGCACUACAACUCGGACCGUCACUUCAUCCAGGACGUGGCCCUGCAGCCGUCGGGCCAGGGCCUCGAACACUGCAUGCAGACCAUCAUGGCGGUUCCCCACAGCACCUGGCGCCACUACAAAACGCAGCUGGACUUCCAGCCUCGCCACCGGCUGCAGCGCGUCAGGAGCACCACCAUCAUCUACCCCAAGAAAACCAGCGCCGUUUACACCACGGAGCUGAGCUACGACUGCCACCGGCUGUCCAGGCGCUUCCUGUCCAGCGUGGAGCUGGAGGCGGGCGGCCACAGGAUGAUACCUCAGUGA